Molecule: messenger RNA, 1145 nt
Organism: Centropristis striata (black sea bass)
Lineage: Eukaryota; Metazoa; Chordata; Actinopteri; Perciformes; Serranidae
Gene: hemk2
Product: N-6 adenine-specific DNA methyltransferase 1
Exons: 6
Coding region: 243-890 (215 amino acids)
Biological process (GO): methylation
Cellular component (GO): eRF1 methyltransferase complex
Molecular function (GO): protein methyltransferase activity; S-adenosylmethionine-dependent methyltransferase activity; nucleic acid binding
Source: RefSeq, a predicted model, not a curated record
GGGGUUAAGUGACGUCGUGGUGACGUCAGUUGUAAACAAGGAAGUGGAUUGUGAACAACGUGCUGCUAGCUGCUAACACAUACUCGCCAGCUAUAUAGCUUUUAAUUUAGAGCUCUUAUGAAGAAUAUUAGCGAUACUUUGAGAGAAGCGUUAAACAACAAUACUGUGUUAACGUCAACCAACACUACCUACUAAAUGGUGACGAGCUAGGGACACGUACGGGCGGUUAGCGAGGCUAAAACAUGUCUACAAGUUAUCCUACACCUCUUUACUCUCAUGCUGGACGAGGAGACUUCAGAGAUGUUUACGAGCCAGCGGAGGACUCUUUCCUCUUGAUUGACGCGCUGGAGAAAGACGCAGACAGGCUGCAGCUGAUGAGCCCGUGUGUGUGUUUGGAGGUGGGCAGUGGCUCAGGUGUGGUGUCGGCUUUUCUGGCAUCGGUGGUUGGACCUUCAGCUCUUUAUCUUUGCACUGAUGUGAAUCCUGCAGCAGCACAGUGCACAGCAAAGACAGCUUCCUGUAACAAUGUCUCACUGCAGCCUGUCCUCACAUCACUGGUGGAAAGUCUUCUGCCCCGUUUAAGUGGGAAAGUGGACGUCCUUCUCUUCAACCCUCCAUAUGUGGUCACACCUUCAGAAGAGGUCGGCAGCACGGGUAUAGAAGCUGCCUGGGCCGGCGGGGAGCGAGGACGAGAGGUCACUGACAGAUUCCUGCCUGUGGUGGCACAAUUGCUCUCCAGUAAAGGCUUAUUCUACCUCAUAACCAUUGCUGAGAACGAUCCAGAGGAAAUCAUCCGUUUGCUGGCCAAAUGUGGUUUGACGGGAGAGUCGUGUUUGUCGACGAGAGCUGGAAACGAGAGGCUGUCGGUCCUUCGCUUCCAUAGGAGCUGAUGGACGUGGAACUGCAACAUAAAUCCUCUGAAAGGGUUACAGGAAUUAUGAACUGACUGGAAGACAGGACACAGUAUGGACAAGUGUUUGCUGCAGAGGACACCUGUGAGGGAUUCAUCAGACAAUUGGUGUGAAAGCUCUAGACAACAAAAACGGCACAAUAAAAUAUCUUUUUUUUGCAAUAAAUUGGUUGCUUUAAGGAGUAAUGUGCUUCUGAUGUACUGGCAAAUUUAUAAAACAUGACAAUAAAAGAUA